This is a messenger RNA of Centruroides sculpturatus (bark scorpion), 4337 nucleotides long. It is a transcript of the gene RasGAP1, whose product is annotated as ras GTPase-activating protein 3-like. The transcript is spliced from 21 exons. Lineage: Eukaryota; Metazoa; Arthropoda; Arachnida; Scorpiones; Buthidae. The record is from RefSeq and is a predicted model, not a curated record. Gene Ontology annotation, biological process: regulation of GTPase activity; intracellular signal transduction. Bases 90 to 2594 code for a protein of 834 amino acids.
UGUAAUCGUAAUUUGAUAAAAUCCAUUCACUGAAUCGUGAUCUCGGGUUAUCACGUUACUCGCCGAGAACGUGCGAAGUAUGGAACAAGAUGGCGGUCGACUUGGGGAGUGUGCGGGUAGAAGAGCGUUUAAAGAUUAAAAUCGGUGAAGCAAAAAAUCUGCCUCCUAGGAGUCAUGGCUCAAUUGGUUUAAGAGAUACUUUUUGCACCAUUAGUCUUGAUCAAGAAGAAAUAUUUCGUACAAGCACAAUAGAAAAAACACUUAGCCCAUUUUUUGGAGAGGAAUUUCAGUUUGAAGUGCCACGCAAAUUUCGGAAUCUUUCACUGUAUGUCUAUGAUCGUGAAAGGGCAGUAAACAAAGAUAAAGUUUUGGGAAAAGUAGCUAUUAAAAGAGAAGAAUUACAUAAAUAUCAUGGAAAAGAUCAUUGGUUUCCAAUCUUACCUGUUGAUGCAAAUUCUGAAGUUCAGGGUAAAGCUCAUAUAGAAAUAAAAUCAGAUUUUUUUCCAAAAUCUUCUGGAAGUGGAACUUACAUGCAACGUCUUACUGUUAGAGUGAUUGAAUGUAAUGAUCUUACAAUUAUCAAUGGAGCUUGUGAUCCUUAUGCUGUAGUUACUCUUUGUUAUGGAAAUCAUCAAGAAACAAAGAAGACAAAAGUAAGAAAAAAAACUAUAUGUCCUCAGUUUGAAGAGAUAUUUGUAUUUGAGUUACCAAUUAAAGGACAGAAUCAUGACAGGAAUAGAUUCCAUGAUGAUGAUGCAAACAAUGCUGAAAUAAGGAUUGCAUUAAUGCAUGAUUCAAAUGGAGUUUUCGGGAGUGUAUUUCUUGGUGAAGUAAAAAUACAAUUGUUAGACUUAAAUUGUGUUUCUGAUCGUAAUGCAUGGUAUUUCCUGCAACCAAGAGAUGAUUCAAAACCUCAUAAAGUUGAUCUUGGUUCAUUACGAUUAAAGCUUUAUUAUACAUCAGACCAUGUAUUUUCUAGUCAGUUUUACGAUCCUUUAAGAAAUUUAUUAUUGAAAUCUCCAAAUGUUGAGCCAAUUACUUCUAGUGCUGCUUAUAUUUUGGGUGAAAUUGUCACAAAUAAAGUGGAAGCUGCACAACCACUUGUUAAAGUAUUUUUACAUCACAGAAAAAUAGUUUCAUUCCUUAAAGCUCUUGCAGAAUGGGAAAUAUCCAAAGUCACAGAUCAAAAUACAAUAUUUAGAGGGAAUACUUUAAUGUCAAAGUGUAUGGAUGAAUUCAUGAAAUUAGCUGGAAUGCAUUACUUACAUGAAACAUUAAGAAGUUCAAUUGAUACAAUUUUUGCUGAACAUAAGCCAUGUGAGAUUGAUCCAUCUAAAUUAAAGGAAGGCGAAUCUCUUGAAACCAAUAUGUUAAAUCUAAAAGAAUAUGUUGAAAAAACUUUUUGUGCUAUUACAAGUUCUGCAUUGGUUUGUCCUCCUAUAAUGUGUGAAGUUUUUUCUGUUUUGAAAGAUUCAGCCACACGAUAUUUUUCAAGUAGUAGGGAAGUUAGAUAUUCUGUCAUCUCAGGGUUUGUUUUCUUGCGGUUUUUUGCACCUGCAAUUUUAGGACCAAAAUUAUUUGACUUAGUGACAGAACCAGUUGAUGCUCAAACAAAUAGGACAUUAACAUUAAUCUCUAAAACAAUUCAAAGCCUAGGUAAUCUUGUUAGUUCAAAAUCACCUCAACAAAUAUUUAAAGAAGAUUACAUGGUUAAUUUAUACAGAGAUUUUAUUACUGACCAUCAUAUAGAAGCAGUUCGAGUGUUUUUAGAAUUAAUAUCAUCAUCAUCAAGGGGUUGCUAUCCUCGCCCAUAUGAUACCCCAAUUAUAUUGAAAGAAGGCAUUAUGAUUAAACGUGCACAAGGAAGAAAAAAAUUUGGAAUCAAGAAUUUCAAAAAACGCUACUUUUGUAUAACUACUCAGGAAUUAUUUUAUUCAAAAGUAAAAGGUGAUACACCAUUGUAUAGAAUUAGAAUAGAUGAAAUUUUAGGAGUUGAAAGAUUACAAGAAGAAUCUUUUAAAAUGAAAAAUAUGUUCCAAGUUAUUCAGCCAAAUAGAAGAGUGUUGUAUAUACAAGCUAAUAAUUGUGUUGAAGAAAAAGAAUGGAUAGAUAUCUUGACUAAAAUUUGCCAAAGUAAUUUAAAUAGGCUGACAGAAUAUCAUCCAGCUGCUUUUAUAAAUGGACAUUGGUUAUGCUGUAAAGCAAAUAGUGAAACUGCAGCUGGAUGUUGUCCUGUUACAGCUAGUGUUCCGGCAGAUAUUUGUGUCCAGAUUGAUUCAGACAGAGAAGUAGAACGUAUACAUACCAUUUUUUUCAACCAUAGGGAUGCACUGGAAAAAUUAUUAGAAGCCUGUAAAAAUCAAGCAGUGUAUACGGGAGAACAGUGUUCUCUUUGCCCAGCAGGCUUUGUGAUAGAAGACACUCAAACAUUAUGGGAAACAUUAAAUGAAAUUCAAACAUGCGUUAUUAGAUUGGAGCAGGAUCACAAACAAUAUUUCAGGAAUUUUUGUCGCCAAACAAAAUACGGAUCUGAGCAAGCUCCAAUAGGAGAUGAUAAUUAUCUACUCAUGAUUGCCCAGCACUGUAAACAAUGAAUUUUAUAAAAUGUAUAAUGCAAAUUUUGAUCUCAGCCAAUAUAUCUGAAAUGUUUGUGAAUAAUGUGUAUGACAAUUCUUAGUUAUUGUUGAUUAGAAAUAUUGCAUUGCUAAUAUAUUGAUUUUAAAUGUAUGAUACAUUAAUGUCACGAGAUUAUAAAUACUUUAAACUUUUCUUUAUUUCUGGACCAGUCAUUUUCGUACAUUCCAGAUUUUCAUAAUUUCUUGUCAAAAUUGGGGAUUGUUUCAAUAAUAAUUUCAUUUUAUUUUUUUGUAUUUUGUCCAUUAUUUUAUUUGUAAUUUCUAUUGAAAAUAAUUUUCUAGUUAGGAUGUGCCAUAUUUUGUGUGAUGUUCUGUAUAAGUUAUAAUUAAUGAACAAAUGUUAAAUAAUUUGUUGUUGUAACAGUUUCUUUGGAUAUUAGAAAGAAUUUUUCUUAAGUUUUUUGUAUAAAAUACUUUGAUUAAUUGGUCACAAGUGUGAUAUAAGAAAUCUCAUUGCAAAUAUAUCCAAUUUAAUGUUUGUUAUGAAUAAAUUAAUUUAAAAUUUAUUCUAAAAAUGUUAAUAUUAUUAAAACAGUUAAGUGUUAACUUUUAAAUUAAUUAUUACUUGAAAGUUUUAAAUAAAAAAAAUGCUGUAGUAGUUUAUAUUUGGAAAAUGACAAUAUGCAGCUUUUUAAAUGCCAGUAUGGCACAUCACUUAAACAUCGAUGAAACUUCUUUAAGAAGUAUGUAUGUCAUUUUUAAAAUAUGCUGUAUAUACACACAAAAAAAUACUUGUGCAUAAAUGUGUGUAUGUAUAAUAUAUAUAUUACAUAUUUUAUUAAUAAAGAAAAAAUUUUGUUAUUUUACUACUAAAACAUUGUUAUACCUAUGAUAAAAUUUGUUUGUCCAGAAGUACAUUGAUUAUGUAUAAAAUUACAUGUUAUGUGAAAGUAAAUUUUUAUUAUAUCAUACAUAGUGUGUUUAAUAGUUACAAUCACUAAAUUCACUUGUGCAUCUUAGAUUAAGUUUACGAGCUUCAGUAUCUCUAAAAUGUGUUUUAUUAUGACAAACCAUUACCUAUUAUGGUAGUGGGAUGAAUUGUGGUUGUGAAAAUUUAUGUUGUGUGUUAACUGUAGAAUAUAUAUAUAUAUAAUGUUAAAUACCAGAUCAACUGGUUUGCUUUUCGUUCUCUGUUAAAUGUAAUUGUUUGUCUUGUACUUUAUUGAAAAUCAUCUUUUCAACAAAAUUGUGAUUGAUUGCAAUAAUUUGCUUUGUACAGAGAUUAUUGUGAAUAUUAAAGAAAUAUACUUCAUAUUUAUAAUUUACAUCUUAAUUUUGAAAUAUUAUUUAACAAAAGAUUAGUCUACUAUAUGUAUUUGUGUCUCUUUAUGUUUAUCUAUUAAUUCAGCUACCUAAAAAGAUAUUGUUUUUCCACUUCUGUUUGAAUUAUUAUCUUAUUUGUUAUUAAACAUUGUUCAUUAUCUAGAAUAUUUUGACUUGUACUUUGUUUUUGUGGUUUUCUUUCUUUUUCUAAUUAGACUAUAAAUUUUAAAUUGACAUAAAUGUAAAAAUUAAUGUUUGGUCAGUAUGGAAAAUUGAACAUUCCACAAUUUUGUUUGAUAAUUAUAUGAAUAUUUUGAAAUGUUAUUUUUAAUUUAAAGUUUCAUAAAUUUAGAUUAUGAUUUAACUACAGAAUAAAUUUAUUUUGAAUUUUGAAACUUCAAGUUAUUAUUUUCACAUAUAUUUAAACCUAUCUGAUUU